Pistacia vera is the source of this 1525-nucleotide messenger RNA. RefSeq names its product probable disease resistance protein At5g63020. Bases 149 to 1525 code for a protein of 458 amino acids. The record is from RefSeq and is a predicted model, not a curated record. The transcript is spliced from 2 exons. Lineage: Eukaryota; Viridiplantae; Streptophyta; Magnoliopsida; Sapindales; Anacardiaceae. Gene Ontology annotation, molecular function: ADP binding; ATP hydrolysis activity.
UAAAAAUGCAUUAUGUUACCUGUAUGAAGAAGCUACACAAAAUACUUUGCUGCAAUGUCGCAAUUCUGUGUUGACAGAGUUGCAGAAACUGGUUGAAGCAAAGGCCGAUGUGAAGAGGAGGGUUGACAUUGCUGAACAACGUCCACAAAUGAAACGGCUGAGCCAAGUGCAAGGGUGGCCUUCAAGGGUGGAAGCUGAGGAAACUGAAGUUGGUGAAUUGCUACGUGACAGCUCUCAAGAAAUUGAGAAAUUAUGUCUGGGAGGCUACUGUUCCAAGAACUUCAAGUCAAGCUACGAGUUUGGAAAGAAAGUGGCCAAUAAGUUGCAAGAUGUGGUUAAGUUGAAGGAUGAGGGGAGGGAUUUCGAAGUGGUAGCUGGGAAAGUACCAGAGCCUCCUACGGACUUGAUACCUAUGCAGCAAACAAUAGUGGGGUUGCAAUCAAUAUUUGAUAAAGUUUGGAAAUGCCUCGUCGAAGAAGAAGUGGGAAUCAUUGGCAUAUACGGCACCGGGGGAGUUGGCAAAACAACCUUACUAAAACAAAUCAACAAUAAGUUCUGCAAUAAGCUUCAAGGUUUUGAUGUUGUGAUUUGGGUGGUGGUAUCUAAAGUUCCGAAUUUUGAAAAGAUUCAAGAAGACAUUGGGAAAAAGAUAGGUUUAAAUGAUGAAUCUUGGAAGAAAAGAAGUCUUCAAGAGAAAGCUGGGGAUAUCUUCAAGAUAUUGAGUAGCAAGAAGUUUGUUUUAUUGUUGGAUGAUAUAUGGAAGUGGAUUGAUUUAACUGAAGUGGGUGUCCCUAUUCCAAACUCAAAACCUGUAUCGAAAGUAGUGUUUACAACUCGAUUUUUUGAAGUUUGUGGCUCGAUGAAUACCAACAAGGAUUUCAAAGUGGAGUAUUUGACGGAUGAGGAAGCUUGGAAAUUGUUUGAGAAGAAUCUAAAAAGUGAAGUUUUGGAGCAUCCUGAUAUUCCUCAAUUAGCAAAAGUUGUAGCAAAAGAGUGUGGUGGACUACCCCUUGCGCUAGUAACUGUUAGUCGAGCCAUGUCAUGCAAGAAGACACCUCAAGAAUGGAGGUAUGCAGCUAAUUUGUUAAGGAACUCAGCAUCUGAAUUUGCAGGUAUGGGGACAGAAGUGUAUCCUGUUUUAAAGUUCAGUUAUGAUAGUUUGCCUAGUGACAAAAUUAGAUCUUGUCUUGUAUAUUGUAGUUUAUAUCCAGAAGAUUUUCUGAUUAAUAAACAGCAAUUGAUAGAGUGUUGGAUAGGAGAUGGUUUUUUGGAUGACUCUAGUAGAGGUGACGUAUAUGACCAAGGAUAUUAUAUUAUUGGUAUCCUUGUUCAUGCAUGUUUAUUGGAAGAAGAAAAAGAUAUUGAAGAUCCAAGAGGAGAUUAUGUUGUAAAAUUGCAUGAUGUGAUACGUGACAUGGUUUUAUGGAUAGUUAAUGAUAUUGAGGCACUGCAAAAUGCUGUCGUGAUAGUUAAUUACGAUGUUUCUUUACAUGACCUGAUUUAUUUCACUUGUUUCAUAGUGUAA